AUGCUUGUGGGAGCUGCUGCCAGAAAAUUAAAAUCUGAAAAGUUAAAGAAAUUAGGUAACUGGGUCGCUGAUCAGUCGCAGAACCUUUUAGGCGAAGAUAAUGAAAUAUCUAAGCAGCUAAAAGAUUUUAAAGGUCAGUUGAAUGGCGAAGAGUUUAAAUUAAAUUCACUUAAAGAAAAGGAGAAACAGCCAGAAUAUCCACCAAUUGAGGCAUCGCCGAUUAAUUCAGCACCUGCGCCAGUAACUGCAGUCGCACCAUAUGACCCUGGCGGUUAUGGAAGACCUUUUGACC
Molecule: messenger RNA, 292 nt
Organism: Trichomonas vaginalis G3
Lineage: Eukaryota; Parabasalia; Trichomonadida; Trichomonadidae
Product: protein of unknown function, DUF4107 family
Exons: 1
Source: RefSeq, a predicted model, not a curated record